GAGAAAAAUAGAUAGGAAAGAUAGAGAACGAAAGCGAGAACUAAAGCAAAUAAAAAAAAAAGGAUUUAAGAGGAGGAAGAAAGUAGUCGCGCGUCGUUGUUGGGUAUCUCGUCGAACGAAAGCGCGCGUCCACGACGUCGUCGACGCCGAAGCCAAAUCCGAAAAGAAGGUGGAAAAAAAGGAUAAGGACGACGACGAGGAGGAAAAGAACGAAGAGCCGGCUAGUAAUACCGUACGGAUGUGAGGGUGCGCGCGUGGACGAGGUACCUUCUCUCGCGAGAGAGCGCGAGCGUGCCCGGUCUCGCUCGCGCGCACGCGUGUGCGUGUGUGUGCGCGUCGUCGUGAGUAACCUCUCGUCGUCGCCACCGCCGUCGCCACCGCUGCCUCUGCUGCCGGUUGUACCCGUAUCUUCCUUUCUCUCUCUCCCUCGUUGUCGUUGUCGUCCUCGUCGUCAUCGUCGUAGUCAUCGUACCCAUCGACGUAGUCCUCCUCCUCAUCGUAGUAGUAGUAGUCCUCUUCGUUGUUGGUGUACCGGCAGUCGUUGCUGGAUAAACUACGAAGGUACGAAGAGGAGAAGGUGGAGGUAGUGGAGGUGGAGGUGGAGGAGGAGUGAAGGAGGUGGGGGUGGAGGACGUAACGUAGGAGCCGCGUACGUGUACGCGCGUACGAAAUGUCGGAACACCACCGCGUAACCGGUGGCUGGGCUACGGCCAACCCUGGAAACCGCGAGGAUGGAUCUGGUGGUGCCCCUUGGUGGCCUUCUGGCAUGAACGCCGUUUCUGCUGCAGAACAGCAAGCACAACAGCAGCAGCAAGCACAACAGCAACAACAAAACCUUCAUCAGCAUCUGCUGAAUCAACAACAGCAGCUUAAUCAACAACAGCAACAGCAAGCACAGCAGCAACAACAGCAACAGCAACACCAUCAGCAACAGCAGCACCAACAACAGCAGGACAUAGUCAGGAGUACUGCGGCGGGGACACAGCAGCUUUUCUCCUACAAAAUGGCAUCCAGCUUUCAGAAUCCGGCAACGACCGGUACGCAGUCGAGCCCGGUCUCGACGUCAACGCCUGUUGGCUCCUGCAUGAGGGGUGGAUACGACUUCAGACUAGGCAACGCUCCCGGAUCGGGCGGCGGUGGCGUACCUGGCACUCCGUCCGCGCCACCGCCCGGCGUACAGUGGUGGUAUACUACAGGCGGUGUUAUGGACGCGGCCGCACAGAACAACCUCCAUCAACAGUUGCAGUCGCAGCAGCAACAGCAUCUAUCCUCGAUUACCACGCAAACAUCUACACCCCCCGUCAUGUCGCCGCAUCAAAUACAGCAGUUACCGCAGCAGAAUAAUUUGCAACAAAAUAACGCUCAAGGACUGCAACGGGACAACAUGCCUAGAGGAAAGGAUUCCAAGCCUAGGGGACGAAUGACCGCAUACGCGUUCUUCGUUCAAACCUGUCGACAGGAACACAAGAAGAAACAUCCUGAAGAAAAAAUCAUAUUUCGUGAAUUUUCAAAGAGAUGCGCGAAUAGGUGGAAGACAAUGUCAGACAAAGAAAAGAAACGUUUUCACGAAAUGGCAGAAAAAGAUAAGAAAAGAUACGACGCGGAGAUGCAAAAUUAUACGCCUCCUAAAGGAGAAAAGGGCAGAGGAAGGAAACGUAAACAUAUUAAAGAUCACAAUGCACCUAAACGAUCACUAUCUGCCUUCUUUUUGUUCUGUAACGAUGAACGUGGUAAAGUGAAAAUGUUGAAUCCUGAAUAUGGUGUAGGAGAUAUUGCUAAGGAAUUAGGUAAAAAAUGGUCGGACGUAGAUCCCGAAACCAAAUCUAAAUAUGAGGCUAUGGCAGAAGAGGAUAAAGCUCGAUAUGAAAGAGAAAUGACAGCAUACAAAAAGAAAAUGAAAGACGGUGUACCAGUGGUUGUAGAAGCGCCACCUGCAAAUACUGUAAAAAGCGACAGUGAAGAAGAAUGGAAGGAAGACGAUGAAUAGCGGCUGCAUGAUAAAAUGUCAUCUAUCACCCCGUGUCCUUGAUCCUAAAAGCAUACCUCACCUACUGUACGUACCAUUGACCUUAGCGUGAGUGUACUUACACCACUAGGAGAACAAAUAACUAACCAUGAGUCCCCAAUUAUUUACAUAAUAAUUGAAAAUACACGCGUUUAUAAUAAUUAUUUUAAAACUUGUGUGCAUGCGCUAUGUGAAAGGAGAUCGUAUGAAUGACAUUUGUAUUUUAACAUAUUGAUUAGCAACAUGUAAAGUGUCAUAGCAUAGAGAAGUGAAAAAAGAUGGUGCCCACUUACUGUGUGAGAUGGAAGGCGCAGGGGCUCAAUCAUUGUUGACUUUGUCUCCACAUCAUGUUAAAAGCUAAUUUAGUUAGUAAUGACAAGAAAAAAGAAAAAUAAGAUUCACUAGCCUCGUUGUUAACAAAAAAAAAACUCUAAUGGUUUUGUGAAAUUUAUCAGUUCAGUUCAUUUGCUGCCAGAAUAUAAGAAGAGACUAAUGUUGUAUAUCCUUGUACAGAACGUUUCUUUAAAUCAAAUUUCUCUCAGGUAGGGCAUGGGGCUGCUUUGUAUGAGUGUAAUUGAUUUUUAUAUAUGUCAAGAAUAUAGCUGUAAGUAAUUAGAAUAAGUAUACUUAAACACAACGUCGAUAUCGUACAUUCACAUCAACGUGUGAUAGUUUUCACUAAUGGUGGAUACUAAAGCCACGUGAUUGAGCCUUGUAGUUUAUAAGCAAUUUGAAUCGAGAUAAAACAUGUAGUUCACAGCUUUUACAAAUCAAAAUUAGGACAGUAUAUUCCGACAGUCGUCCUAUAACUUACAGAGAGGGUGCUGCUCGUUGUUGCAUGCACAAAAAGUCGAAAUUUUAUUUACGUGACCGUGCUGCAACCACCAACACCGCGAUUUAUCGAGAAAGGAUUACACAACAUAACACAACACAGGAUAGAGACAAAAAAACCCUAAUUUUACUUUGUAUAGUGACUUUGAUCAUUAAGUUUUACUAUAAAACAAGAAAUAUGUAAAGAUGAUUUAUGUUUUUUAUUCAUUUUGAUGAGAACCUUCUUCGUAAAUGGCAGUUGUUUAAGUAGACAAAUAUUGUAAUUUUUAUUUUAUUUUAUUAUCAUUCUUUUUUUUUCCUAAUGCGUAGAAGUGGUCCCCCUGCCCUUACCAUCGUCAUCCUCCCUCUCAUAUUCAUUAUGUCAAUAAAGGAAAUACUUAAAUCCUAUCCAAACCAUUUUAAUUCCUUUAAUUGUUCGAGAAAGCAAAGUUAAGAAGCGGGCGUGUUUUGUACUGCCUUGAGUCGUCAUCUGGUGUACUGCAGGCUGUAUUAUAAUAAAUUAUUGUGGUUUCUUGUAAUGUUAACAUUCCUAGAACUUAGUAUGUACAGAUCCUUAUCAUUGAAAUUAGUGCAAACUAUGAUGUGGCACACAGAUGAAAUAGGUCUGGUCACUUGUUUUGUGAAUUUGUUAACCAGAUCAAAUAAGUGAAGUGAAUAUAUAAAAAAAAAGAAAGAAAAGAAAAAAAAAUAAUACAACUUUAAGAAAAAAAAAAGGCUUUCCUACAGUCAGACUGACUUGCACCUUGAUUUGGCUCAGCAGUUAGCCAUCAUUUUUCUCAACAUAAAAAAAAAAGUAAAGCUCUUCAUCUUCCCCCCUGAUACAUUGUCAUGUAAUGAAUAAUUGUAUGAUUAUAUGAACAAAAACCUGUUUUAGAGGGAGCUAGAGGAUGAAUACUGUAAAAUAUAAAAUUGUAAUAUUUUAAUACUGAUUUGCAGAUGUGCAUAAUUUUAACAUAGCUGGUUAAAGUGAAUUGUACUGAUUCAGAGGUAUCCAUUUGAUGGAAAUUAAUAAAAACAAAUAUUGAAAAUCAUGACAGAAUUUUCUUGUCUUAUUACAAAAGAAUGAUAUAAUUAUAAACUAAACUAAACUAAACUAAACUAAACUAAACUGAACUAAACUAUAAACUUAAAAAAAAUACAAACAAAAAAAAAUACACAAAACAAACAAAAAAUAUGUUUCUUUUGUAUAUCUCUUAGGGAUAAAUAAACUUUGCAAAAAAAAGAAAACAAAAGAAAAAAAAACAUUGAAUCGCUUUUGGUACUGACGCUUAAUAACCUAAUUAUAGUCUAUGUAAAUCGUUGUACGUGUAAAUCAUUUAUUAAAACUGCGUUUAAUGAUUACCUAAACGUUUUAUGCAAAUAUAAUAAGCGUAUAAGUCCAUUAUAGGCGAAAAAAGGAAAAAAAAAGAAAGAUAGAAAGAAAAACAGUCCGUGUUAAGAAAACUUACUUAAACAUUAUAUAUUGUAUUAUAAAGUGAGUAAACCGUUUUUACUCAAAAGCAUCGUACAUAAUUAAAGGUAUUAUUUGGCCAUAAAAUAAUGGGAUAUAUAAUAAUACUUAAUGAUACAGUCAAUCAAAAAAAAAAAAAAAAAAAAA
Polistes dominula (European paper wasp) is the source of this 4433-nucleotide messenger RNA. RefSeq names its product high mobility group protein DSP1. The record is from RefSeq and is a predicted model, not a curated record. NCBI's taxonomy places the organism in Eukaryota, Metazoa, Arthropoda, Insecta, Hymenoptera, Vespidae.